Eptesicus fuscus (big brown bat) is the source of this 2133-nucleotide messenger RNA. RefSeq names its product radical S-adenosyl methionine domain containing 2 (gene RSAD2). The record is from RefSeq and is a predicted model, not a curated record. Bases 1 to 1074 code for a protein of 357 amino acids. Gene Ontology annotation, cellular component: endoplasmic reticulum; mitochondrion; lipid droplet. Gene Ontology annotation, biological process: defense response to virus; positive regulation of immune response. Gene Ontology annotation, molecular function: catalytic activity; 4 iron, 4 sulfur cluster binding. Lineage: Eukaryota; Metazoa; Chordata; Mammalia; Chiroptera; Vespertilionidae. The transcript is spliced from 6 exons.
AUGUGGACACUGGCUCCCCUGGCGUUCCCCGGGAAGCUGCUGGGCGCCCUGUGGGGCAGCCUGGCGUCCCUGCUCCUGUGGCUCCGGGCGGCGCUCCGGCUGGCGGGGACCGACCGGGGCCGGGGGCGGCAGGAGGGGCCGGAGCCCGAGGGGGCCGGGGAGGAGGAGGAGGGCGGCCGCGGCCAGGACGGGCCCCUCACGCCCACCAGCGUCAACUACCACUUCACGCGCCAGUGCAACUACAAGUGUGGCUUCUGCUUCCACACGGCCAAGACCUCCUUCGUGCUGCCCCUGGAGGAGGCCCAGCGGGGGCUGCGGCUGCUCCGGGAGGCCGGCAUGGAGAAGGUGAACUUCUCGGGCGGGGAGCCCUUCCUGAAGGACCGCGGCGAGUACCUGGGCCGCCUGGUGAGGUUCUGCAAGCAGGAGCUGGGCCUGCCCAGCGUGAGCAUCGUCAGCAACGGCAGCCUCAUCCGCGAGCGCUGGUUCAAGGACUACGGCCAGUACCUGGACAUCCUCGCCGUCUCCUGCGACAGCUUUAACGAGGACGUGAACGUCCUCAUCGGCCGCGGCCAGGGGAAGCUCAACCACGUGGAGAACCUGCGGCAGCUGAGGCGCUGGUGCCGGCAGUACCGCGUGGCCUUCAAGAUCAACUCGGUCAUCAACCGCUUCAACGUGGACGAGGACAUGCGCGCCCACAUCCAGGAGCUGAACCCGGUGCGCUGGAAGGUGUUCCAGUGCCUCCUCAUCGAGGGCGAGAACGUGGGGGACAGCGCCCUGCGCGAGGCCGAGCGCUUCGUCAUCAGCGAGGAGGAGUUCCAGGGCUUCCUGGACCGGCACCGCGGGGUGCCCUGCCUGGUGCCCGAGAGCAACGACAAGAUGAAGGACUCGUACCUGAUCCUGGAUGAGUAUAUGCGCUUCCUGAACUGCAGAGAGGGCCGGAAGGACCCGUCCCCGUCCAUCCUGGACGUGGGCGUGCAGGAGGCCAUCAAGUUCAGCGGGUUCGACGAGGAGACGUUCCUCAAGCGCGGCGGGAAGUACGUCUGGAGCAAGGCCGACCUGAAGCUGGACUGGUAGAGCUGCCGGCGCCGGGCCACGUGGCCACGGCGUGCGUUACCGUGGACACGGAAACCCACGGAUGCGGGCACUUGCUGGGGUCACUUCGCCUGCUCGGUUUGGGUCUGGGAUUUUUGAGCUCCGUGUCCUGUGAUGCCUGCGUUUCCAUCUCCAAGUUACUUCCUCUCGUUUGUUCGUGUGACGGUCACGUCUUUUCUGCUGAAUCCCCAGAGGCCAGUGUUCACAUCUGGAAAAGCUGGGACUCCUCCCUGCGGCCACGGCUGCUUGUGGCAACGCCGUCUCCCUUCCCGCCCUCGCACCGUGGCCACCCGGACUCCCUCCCCCGGCGUGCAGAGCGCGGCACCGGUGUGUCCGGCUCAGGAACGGCCGCCUCAUCAGGCUUCGGUGCCGGCCCGGGGAGGUAGCCGCGUCCCCCAUGAUGCCGGGCCCAGCCCAGGGCCCAGGCUGACAGCUCCUGAAAUGAGGGCUCUCUCUCCCUCGCUCUCUCUCGCUCUCUUUCCUCUCCAAGAUUCCUAGCAAAUCCCAGGCACACUUCCCAGUUCACGAUGCAGCUGACCUUGGGGUGCUGCGUGAACCCAUUCUUCAGCCACACGAGUCUGUUCAGCAGGAACUGGCCAGUGUAGGGGGCAGAUGGCGGUGGGCACGGGCGGGACUUCCGGGCGCCCGGCGUGUGGGAGAGUGAGGAGGGGCACACGCCGCACCUGACCCCCAUGUCGACGAAGCCGAGGGCCGGGUCCUGCUUCUCGAGUCCUCGGGGUCACGGGCAGUGAAGCGCCGUGCAGGCCCGGGGACGGGGCCCCGCGUCUCGCCUCGCACCACGAGAGACCGGGAGGGACCUGUCCCCGAAAGGGGUCAGGGCCAGAGCCUUGUUUAUGUAACCGAGUCCUUGUUUAAGGCCUGGAGAAGGAUAGCUUCCUGUCAUUGUUCCCAAAAGAGCAAAAUCACGGAAAAUUUUUGGCCGGAGCAGAGGGAAGAGCUAUUUCCAUCCCGCUGCCGCUCCGCUGCCCGCCACGAGGGGGCGCAUGGCCGGCUGCGUAGCCGCCCCGCUGGCCGAUCUGU